Molecule: messenger RNA, 975 nt
Organism: Conger conger (European conger)
Lineage: Eukaryota; Metazoa; Chordata; Actinopteri; Anguilliformes; Congridae
Gene: atp5pf
Product: ATP synthase peripheral stalk subunit F6
Exons: 4
Coding region: 560-886 (108 amino acids)
Biological process (GO): proton motive force-driven ATP synthesis
Molecular function (GO): proton transmembrane transporter activity
Source: RefSeq, a predicted model, not a curated record
GGUAGUGUCCCUCCGAGGCUUAACGUUAACUCACACUAUUUGGUCUGCGUAAGAUUGGAGGGGGAGGGGGUAAGUUAGCUAGCAAAAGAGAAAUAACAUAACACAGUGGACAGCUAACGUUACACGUUUUCGAUUCAUGAACGGUUUAGCUUCGGUACAAUUCAGAGGUAUGGUCGCAGAUGCAAUUGUUUAUUUAAACUUAAAGAGAAAUGAAAAAGAGAAAAGUAUUUAUUCCCCCUUUUUAAAUCCUAAAAGAAAAACUUCAGAGGACAAAUAGCUACUGUAGUUGAUCAUUUUGACGCAACCUUUGGAAAUAGUUAAAACGAAAGGAGAAUUUGUCCGUUGAGUUACGUGAUUGCUUCAAAGCUUCAACUUAAUUAGCAAAUGUAGCCUAUUACACUGGUGCGAUGUCUGCAAAGGAACGGGCGUUUCAGGCGAAAGCAUUUGGCUAAGCUACUGUGGCUACAAUGCUACGGAUUUGCGUUGCACCCACAAUGCAGCACUCCCUCGUCAGCCAUAUUGGUACGUCGAGCUCAGGGGACUAGUGUGAACUACAAGCAUGGCCCUGAACCGCCUUUUCCAGCUCUCCUCCCUGCUGCGGUCAGCAAUCACGCUGACCCUCCGCAGGAACAUCGGCUUCUCCGCCGUGGCUUUCAACCGGGCCAAGGACCUGGACCCCAUCCAGAAACUGUUCCUGGACAAGAUUCGAGCCUACGACAGCAAGAGCAAAGCUGCCGGGGGCAUAGUGGACGCUGGACCUGACUAUCAGAAGAACCUGUCUGAGGAGAUGACAAAACUGCAGAGGCUCUACGGUGGGGGUGACCUCAAAAAAUUCCCAAGUUUCAAAUUCCCAGAACCCAAGUUGGAUGAAGUGGCACCCAAAUGAGGAAUCCACAUCCUAAUGUCUCUGUUCUAUUUGUCAACACUAAUUAUUAUUUGUAUUAUUUAGUAAAUUAAACUCUAUGGAACACUGUC